This is a messenger RNA of Folsomia candida, 1823 nucleotides long. Its product is annotated as actin cytoskeleton-regulatory complex protein PAN1-like. Bases 1 to 1755 code for a protein of 584 amino acids. The record is from RefSeq and is a predicted model, not a curated record. The transcript is spliced from 6 exons. NCBI's taxonomy places the organism in Eukaryota, Metazoa, Arthropoda, Collembola, Entomobryomorpha, Isotomidae.
AUGUUCCCCCCACCAGCACAUCCAGCGCAUCCACCCAUUCUAAAAGGUCUAAAAGGUCCCCAUCAUCCCCCGGAGGAAGGAGGAGGUUGCUGCCCCUGUUCUGCUCCACAACAACAACGAGGUCACGUCGGAUUCGGUCGAGGUCACGUCGGAUUCGGUCGAGGUCAAGGUCACGGUCCUCCCCGUGGGGGUUUCCAGUUCAGACCCCGCAACCAAAUUCCCCUCCGUUGCGGCGCCACGCCGCAAAACUACUGCGGUUGUACAGAGGACGAGACCGCAUUUCGAAAACGGCUCCCACACCGUCCCGGAGUCACUUUCUGUUCCGACGGGCAUUGCAACACGGCUUGUGCGGGGUUCAAAGCUCCCGCAAAAGUUUGCGGCCCGGGAAACGCCGUACAAAAUCCGGCUCUGCGAUGUCAUCGACCCAUUUUUACGACACGACAAGGUCACGAGAGAGGUCACGGAGGUAACCAUGAUGAUGAUCGACCCCCAGGUCACGAGAGAGGUCAAGGUCAACAUCAUGAUCGACCCCAAGGUCACAACAGAAAGAAACGCCACCGCCACCGUUCAGAUUCCUCAUCGUCUUGCUCUGAUCGUUGCGAACAUGGAGUUUGUUACCCUUCCCGCCACCGCCGAAGGUCGCCACCUCCCUGCCCCCCGCCCGCUCCUCCGACCGUUAUCGAGCGCGAAAAACCCGUCGUUAUCGUCCACAAUACAGAACUUUGCGAGUGCGAGAGCAAAUGGAAGCUUAUCGAACGGUGGCAGACCGCCGCCAAAAAGCGGGAAUCAGACCGGGUCCGCGACGAGGACGCGGCGCAGCGCAAACGUGCCAAAGAACGGUACAAGAAACGAAUCGAGACGCAAAAACGGCAUCGAGAAUGUCUCGUCAUGCAGAAAGAGUUGGAACGGAGGCGUUGCGCGGAGGAAGAUGAUUGGCGCAGGAGACGGGUCGAUAUGGAGGAUAAGCGAUUAGCGCAGGAGUAUGAUAUGUGGCUCGCCGAUCUGCUCGAAGGAGAAGAAGCUCGUCGUCAAGUGGAAGUUCUGGAACGUAACAGGGAGGCGAAACGGUGGAGGGAGGAGCAACUCAAACCCAGAGAUAAGCGUGGAUUGGCUGUCCCCGAGUUGGAAGAGUUGAGAAGGGUCUUGGCACCGUUGGAUAAAGGUCCCAACGAAAUCUUUGAAUUUUUUGCCCUCGAACCGAAACCGGAUCCUCCGCCGAAACCAUGUUGUCCGGGGGGAGGUCAGGCUAAAGGUCACAACCAUCGCCACCACCGUCGCGGGAGCGACGACAGCGAGGAUGACUCUGACGGAGGAGCGCAGGACAAAAAGAGCGCUCGGGCAGUGGCCGAAGCGCUCAUGGGAAUGCGAACCAGCGACGGAAUUCACAUCCGAGUUGGCGACCAGUGUCAAAAAAAGGCCACGCUCAGAUUAAAUAUGGGACCGUGUUUGGGUCCCAUGCAAAAUGGGGGGCUCCGUUCCCUCACGAUUGGUGGUGGUGGUGAAGCAAAUUGCUGUCCUCCUCCAGCUCCUCCGCCACCUGGUCCCCUCAUCCCCCCGGAAGUGGUGCAGAUCAUGAUGAAGAUCAAGGAGGCUCACAACCCGCUCCUCAAAUUCAGCCAGACCACGCCCAACUGGGCCACGGUCAAAGGUCGGCUCAAUCUCCCGAUGCAACCCGGACCCGGCUGCAGCGUGGUGGCACCCUCCAUGGCGGCGCAGUACUAUUCAUGUCCGUACUAUUAUCCUCCACCGUGCUGAAAUAUGUGUGCAAAAAAGGAUGUGCAAAAUUUUUUGUAAAAAAGAUGUCAUGCUAUGUAAUAAAAAUA